Drosophila serrata is the source of this 962-nucleotide messenger RNA. RefSeq lists its product as uncharacterized. The record is from RefSeq and is a predicted model, not a curated record. Lineage: Eukaryota; Metazoa; Arthropoda; Insecta; Diptera; Drosophilidae.
AUAUCCAGUCCAGAAACCAUCAUUCGAAAUUAGUCUAAGGCAUUUAAUUGAGUAAUUUGGUAGUCUAAAUUUCAGUAAUAACAAUAUACAAAAUGGUUCAAAAUUCUACGGCUACAAAUUCUACGCUCAUCGAUGUUUCAAAGCUCGAGAGGCAAGCUUUAGGCGAACGGCGACGUCCGGAGGAUGCCCAUAAUCUCAACACCUUGCUGCAGGACAUUCUGUGUUUCUUUAUCCUGCUCUCCUUGGGACUGCUUAUCGUGGCCAGCAUUUUCUGUGUGGCUCUUAAUAUCCAUCAUACGGCAACACAUCAACAUGGCCACAGGGAAAAAUCUGAAAAUAUAUCGCGGUUAAUGGAUGGAGAUGGGCACACCAAGCAAGACCGCUUGAGCUUUCAACGUGGAUCCAUCUGGAUCCGGUUCUUCCGUUGCCAAAAGCAGCCGCAGCAGCAGCAGCCGGAAUUGGAACAGCUGCGUCAACCGGAACCGGAUCUGGUACAGAGUGAGAAGCAGCCAAUGAAGCUAAAGGAGCAGGACAAACCACAGCCUCAUUUUGCUCGCACCUAUGAACCCAUCGACUAUUCCGAAAUGGCCGAGGCAGAAGCUACCGCUAAGGAAUCAGACUCAGAACCUCAGCAAAUCCUUGUUGACAAUAUCUAAGGAGACUUAGGGGACUGAUGACUCGAAAGGUUUCAAAUUUGAUUCUUAAGACUGUGCGAGUUAUAGAAAACUUGAUAUUCGCUGAUUGAUUUUUUAAUAGAUUUUUCUAUAUAUAUCAGUGGAAACCGAACUUCAAGAACAAUUUAUUUAAACUUCCCUUCAAUGCGAUCUGCGAUUUCCAAACUCAAACAAAAAUCACCGAAAAAGAAGUCAAUCCUGCAGAACAACUGGAAAAUUCAGAGGUUCUCGAAAAAACUUAUUGAUUAUGUAAUAAAUGCCUAUCAGCUGCCGUUAAAGCUUUUUAAA